Olea europaea var. sylvestris is the source of this 1120-nucleotide messenger RNA. RefSeq lists its product as uncharacterized. The coding region runs from base 193 to 645 and encodes 150 amino acids. Lineage: Eukaryota; Viridiplantae; Streptophyta; Magnoliopsida; Lamiales; Oleaceae. The record is from RefSeq and is a predicted model, not a curated record. The transcript has a single exon.
UUUCGAAACACUUGAAGAAGUGGUUUUAUACAAAUUUUGCAUCAUUAAAGAGUUGAUCAUUGAAUGCCAUUUCAUAUAUUGAGAGAGUGAAAGCCGAGUAUACAAGAGAUUCAUCAUCUAGUCUCGAGACACUCGUGUCCUUCUCGUGAAUCAUAAGCAACUUUUUCCCAUUUAAAUCUUCCUACAGGUGAAAUGCACUGUCUAAGCUUUGUUUCGGUUAUGAAGUGUUUCAAUGGAUGCCAGGAUCACACCCGAGUUUCAGGACAUGGGACGAGAAUCUGGAAUUUUAGUGAUAAACCAAUUGAACUUCAGAUAAGGGUGGGAUCAAUACUGAAGAAAGUUCACACGUUGAAGCCAGGUUCAUCGAAGAGGCUGAAUUCGAAGAACAUUUACAAGGCUUACAUCCCGGGGAGGACUAAGGGCGGCCCCGGUAGUGGAGGAAUGAGGAGUUUGCUGUAUUACUAUGAUGAAACAUGCCAUCCUUACAUUUGGAUACAUGACACUGGAUGUGAUUUUUCUAGGAUGGUUAAGCAACAAUAUAUUAGCCUUGAGGACUUGAGGGAUUGUUCUGAGAUCAGAAUUUUUAGAGAUCAUCAGAGAGGUAGUAUAUCGGUUCGCAAGAAAUCAAGAACUGAGUUCUGUUGAAAUACUUCGCCGCCAAGCAGCAUGAUGCUUCUAAUGCUCUCCCACAUUCCGGCUUUCACAGUUUAGUAUUUUCACAUUUCUGUGAGCAUUUGCAUACAGUUUCUUAUAGUUUCAUGUUGUGUUGUGGGAUUUGAAGAUUACAUGUUACAAGAUAAAAAUAUGCAUGUACUCAAGUUGUAAAAAAUUCUGUUAACAAAAAACAAAUGGGUUGUAAAAUGUAUGUACUGCAACUCUAUGUUUGCUGUGAGAAAAUUGGUGUAUUAUUAUAAUUCUUAGACAGAAGAUCUAAGAUAAGCACUCGAUGAUAGUAGUCCGAUCUUAGAUCCAACUUCGAGAAGUAUCUCUCUUAUUGUUUAGGACAUGUGAAGGCAAUGUUGAUCGAGUCGCAUCAAUGUCAUGAGCACAAUGUUGACGUUGGAGUCGACAGUGCGUCUAACCAUACUGUUGUUUGCUUGAAUUUCUUGUUGAUGUGAAA